ACGGCGGAGAUGGAGCGCGUGUUCCGGCGGAUGGUGGGCGGCGAGGAGGAGGGCGGCGGCCACGGGAAGGUGUCGUCGGCGGAGCUGGGCGAGGCGCUGCGCGUCGCCGGCCGCAUCUCCUGCGACGAGAUCCAGCGGAUGAUCGUCGAGGUUGACACCGACGGCGACGGCUACAUCGACUUCGACCAGUUCGCCGCCUUCUGCCACGCCAACGAGGCCCUCAUGAACCUCGUCGCCAGAGUCUUCUGA
Molecule: messenger RNA, 249 nt
Organism: Zingiber officinale
Lineage: Eukaryota; Viridiplantae; Streptophyta; Magnoliopsida; Zingiberales; Zingiberaceae
Product: polcalcin Phl p 7-like
Exons: 1
Coding region: 10-249 (79 amino acids)
Molecular function (GO): calcium ion binding
Source: RefSeq, a predicted model, not a curated record